Messenger RNA from Closterium sp. NIES-65, 1218 nucleotides. NCBI's taxonomy places the organism in Eukaryota, Viridiplantae, Streptophyta, Zygnematophyceae, Desmidiales, Closteriaceae. The record is from the annotation of a GenBank genome assembly.
AUGUCCGUCGCCGAAGCACCCGCAAAUGACGACAGCGACAGCUCCCUUGCCCCCGGAUUCAAAUUCCAACCCACAGACGAGGAGCUCCUCUCUUUCUACCUUCCCCGAAGAAUCGCCAACCAGCCCAUCCCGCUGAACGCGAUCGGCGACAUUGAAAUGUACGGAUUCGAGCCCUGGGAGCUUCCGGGAAAGGCCAUGAUGUCACUUUCUGCUAGUGACGAGUGGUUCUUCUUCGCGUCACGCGACAGAAAGUACCUCAUGGGCACUCGCGCCAACCGGAUGACUUCAGCCGGCUACUGGAAGGCCACGGGGAAAGACCGCCCCGUGUUCGCCGCACGGAAGGAGGAGAACAAGUCUCAAGGCAGCCGGGAUGAGCAUGAGUCGGGUAAUGAUGUCAAAAGCGGGCGCAUAGUCGGGUAUAAGAAGGGCCACGUGUUUUACAAAGGCAGGGCGCCUCACGGGGAGAAGACUGUUUGGGUGAUGCACUACCGCCUCGCAGAGCCUAGUGACGACCCUUUGAUCGGUCUGAAUGUUGCCGUUGCUGCCGCCGUGGAAGCUUCGCAUGGUUUUGCCGCCAGUGGCAGUGAGGGCGGUUCUAAAAAUGCAGCAGCGCCAGGACGAACGAUGUCAUCGGCAGCGCAGCGACAGAAGCAGCAGCAGCAGCAGCAGCAGCAGCAUCUCCAGCUGCUGCAGCAGGGGACAACCACUUGGGUGGUGAUUCGUCUCUACAAACGCGACGCGAUCCCGUUUCAGGGCGACGGGGCGAAGCGAAUCAAGCUGAGCAGCCUGGCUCCAUCAUUGCACCACGCCAAGUCGGUGUCGCUGCCAUCGUCCCCACAGGAGCUCGCAUCAGCAGCCUCUUUCGACGAUGGCGUAGACGAGGAAUCCGCGGAGGAUGACGUGACUGCUGUCGUGAGUGAUGCGGAAGUAGUGUAUGACGAGGAAUCUCUGAACGCGGAUCUGCCAAUUGUGGGGCGGGUGACCAACACGAGCACUGACAUCGUCGGCGCCGAGCAUGGUACAUUCUCUGGAGACGGGGGGGAAAACAGUGGAGUGAAAUGUGCAGGGAAUGAGGAUAAAGUCGGGCUGACUGUUGACAGCGGUGGUCCAGGGAGCAUUCCUGUCCGCGCCCUCCAUUCCCUUGCCAUCCAUGCCCUCCUUCACUCAGUCCCUGUCAUCCACCACUUCUCCUGGAUUAAUAAGCCAGCCAAUACUUGA